CUCUGUAAACGACAGCAAUGUGCUUCCUCUGUGUAUUGUGUCAUAAGGCAGAGUAUGAUUCUGAAUCCAAGAUUUCCCCGCUAGCAUAAGGAGACGUUGAGCUUUGUAUGUCCAUGAUGAAGAAUGGUCUGUCUCUGUCGGUGGUCCUUCUAAGCACUGCAGUCCUGUCAGCUCUGAGAUCUGCUCACUUGCAGCACAUUGCAGAAGAAGCAUGCUCUGUGCAGAUUAUGGUGCCAGGCCUCAAAGGUGACGUUGGUGAAAAAGGGGAGAAAGGUGCACCAGGAAGACCAGGUCGAGUUGGCCCCCCUGGAGAGAAAGGGAAUGUUGGAGACAAAGGAACAAAGGGAGAGAUGGGUCGCCAUGGAAAAAUAGGUCCAGCUGGUUUAAAAGGAGCAAAAGGAGACAUUGGAGAACAAGGACCCCCUGGUCCAGCUGGAGAAACAGGGACACCCUGUGAAUGUGGUCAAAUGAGGAAGCGUAUUGGCGAGAUGGACAUCAUGGUGGCACAACUGACAAAUGAACUAAACUUUAUAAAAUAUGCACUGCCCUCCCCCGCAGUUGUUGCUGGUACGAAAGAAACCGAUCACAAGAGAUACGUGCUACAGAGGGAAGAGAAGCAGUACACUGAUGCCCAGGCUUACUGUCAAGCAAAAGGAGGAACACUGGCCAUGCCCAAGGAUGAAGUAGCCAACAGAAUGAUUGCUUCCUGUAUUUCUGAUGCUGGUCUUACAAGAGCAUUCAUUGGGAUCAAUGAUUUGGAGAAGGAAGGCAGCUUUGUGUAUUCAGAUCAAUCACCUCUACAGACUUUUAACAAAUGGCGGAGUGGAGAGCCUAACAAUGCCUAUGAUGAGGAAGACUGUGCCGAAAUGGUGGCUUCUGGUGGAUGGACUGAUGUUGCCUGUCAUAUUACCAUGUACUUUGUUUGUGAGUUUGACAAAGAAACAAUAUGAAUUUGAUACACCACUCUGAUCCUUACUAGCUUGUAAACUACCAUAAAUAGCAACUGAGGAAUUAAAUACUGUAUAGUUUUAAACAAAAGGCAGUAUUAUUGUUAGGAGGCUUAUAUUUUAUACUGAAACAGAAUCAAUUACAUUAAGCAUACUAUUAUUUUUUUAAAGAAACAUUAGGUUUCAUAGUAAAGAAAUAAGCUAAAUUAAUUUUUAAAAAUAUGUGAACACGUCAUGUCAUAUCAAUGUGCUAAGCUAACUUAUUUUAUUUUACUUUACUGAAAAAUAGUUGAUUUCCAAUAACAGCUCAUAUGCUUUACCAAAGGAAAUAUUUUUGGUAGUUUGGUGUUAUGUAAUCACAAAAUGAUGUAAAUUAUCGCAUUAUAUCACUGACCAGUGUCACUGCCCUCUAAGCUGUAACCUGUGGCAAGUGAAAUGCUCUUAUCCAGAUGAUUUGUGGAGAAUUAACUGAAAAUCAAAAAAAAAAAGCAGCAAAACACUGCUCUUACCUUUCUGUGAUCAUGUACUGUUUCCUAAAGUUGUUUCCAGUAUUUUAAUUGUAUUUAUUUCCAUACUGAAUGUUUUGCUGUCAGGGUGUAUACAUUUCCCUGUAUAUUAUAGAAAUAAUCCAAUAGUACUCAUCUACUCCCUGUAUUAUUAUUUCAUUAGUUUAUCUGUAAUUAAAAUACAUUUUGAUUACCUAUGCAAGUUGGCACAAAAAUAGACUUUCAUUUAACACCAAAUGAUUAUAGGAAUAUAUAUUUAACUCUUUUCAUUUUGUACCAGAGCUGAUAUUUAAAUUCUGUAACAGAAUCACAAUAAACUGUUCCACCUUGCAGUUAACUAACUGUAGCCCCUUUGAAAGUUUCUUUCAUAUAUAUCCAAUAUAUCUUUGAGAUGAGUUUAUUUAAAUGUUAUUAUUCCUUGUAUGAAAUAACUUGCCAUUACUGUGCACUGAUAAAUAAUAACUUACUUAUAAAUGUGCAGGGCAAAACAACUUUCUGCCUUCCAUAUUUAAAGUGAGGAAAGGUCAUGCAUAGCACUAUGAUUUUUGUUUUAAUGUUAUCCUUCUUUCCAAAAAAGGCUUCAUUUCCACAAAGAGUCAGUCAUUGUAUCUUGGUAAGAGAAUGAAGUGGAAGUUGGCAGAAAGCAGUGUAUCGAAAUUAGGUCAAGUACAUUACGAGUGUUUUAACACAUUUUUUCUCAGGUGCUGUCUGUGUUAUUGUCAAGAAUUAAUGUCUAAUUAGUUGUACAUCAACUUACCUCCUGAUAAAACUGUUUUACUGCCAAAGCCUGACCUGUAUGUGUUACCAAAUAAAACUAAUUACAGAAAAUGUGUC
This is a messenger RNA of Protopterus annectens (West African lungfish), 2287 nucleotides long. RefSeq names its product collectin subfamily member 11 (gene COLEC11). The transcript is spliced from 7 exons. The record is from RefSeq and is a predicted model, not a curated record. Lineage: Eukaryota; Metazoa; Chordata; Ceratodontiformes; Protopteridae. The coding region runs from base 108 to 950 and encodes 280 amino acids.